Molecule: messenger RNA, 1653 nt
Organism: Cuscuta campestris
Lineage: Eukaryota; Viridiplantae; Streptophyta; Magnoliopsida; Solanales; Convolvulaceae
Source: the annotation of a GenBank genome assembly
CUCAAUCAACUUCUCUCUUUCUCUUAUGUCUUUCUACAGGUUUUGACAUUCUUCAUCUCGUUUCUUCUUUUUUUUUUUUCCAAUUGUCUUCCACAUUGGAAUCUUGAUUCUUCUGAUUUUAAGUACUCCCUACGUCCUAUAAACUGGAAACAAAAAAACUAUUGCGUUUGAUUUCAAUAGAUUAUAAACUAUUGCAAUAGAUUAUAAAUUUCAGAUUUUAAGGUAAAUCGCAAUAGAUUGAAUUUGUCCUGAAGACCACUUCCUAAAAUUCUUCAUGUUAUGGAACAAUGCAUAAAAAAAUGACGUAGUAUGCUGAGUAUAAAACGAAAGAAGAUUGAAUUUGUGGAGAAAACUGGGGCUACAAAUAAAAAGAAUUAGAUGACGGAUGAACUUUCCCAAGAGCAAUUAAUGGAGACUUCCUGUAUUCUGUCCGUGGAUUUAUAUUGGAGAAGAUGGACGGCCUUGAUUUGCCCAUUCAUGGGCGGGAAAAUGCUUUUUUUCACACGGCAUUUUACUUUUUUAAUUCCAAAAUCCUUUGCUUUUGUAUAAGAGUAUAAAUGUAUUUAUAUUGGAAAAUGCUCAAAGAAAAUUCUAGAGUUUGAAUAUUUUAAAAUAUUGAAUACGCACCCUAUUUUAAAAAUAUUGAUUCAGAGACUUCUGAGAGUUCACAACAGAUGUUGGUUUAUGAUAUUAUUAUGCACCAUGAUGGGGUUUUAGGGGAAUUUGGAUACUACGAUGAAAAGAAAUUUUUGUUGACUGUGGAUGUUGAUAGAAUGUGUAUGAAGUAUCUUGAUAAAUUGUUGGCAAUAAAUGGAAUUAAUGGACUGGUUAGGUAUUAUUGGAGGGAUCAUAGAACCCCUUAUCACAACGGUUUGAAACCCCUUCAAUUUGCUGAUGAUACAUGGGAAAUGUCAAAGUGUGGGUGUGAGUAUGGUUCUGUUCAUUUGUAUGUUGAGAGUGUAGGUGAAGCUAAAAUCUUAAAGAUAUGGAAUGAACUUAAUACCCCUACCCCCAAACCAAAACCUGGUGUUGUUAUCGAGGACCUUGAUGAUGAAAGUCCACCUAUUACCCAUCCAUUAAAACCUAAAAAAAGGGAAGCUGGUAGUUCAUUGAGAAGAGUGUUGGCCAUUUGCCAGGCAGAACCUGAGGGAAUUUUACAUGAGGAAGACAAAGGUGAACCAUCAUCUGUGAUUGGGGACGAACCAUCACCUGUUGAUUUCCAACAAGAGGACAAGAGUGAACCAACAGUGGUUGAAGAGAACAAGAGUGAUCCACAAGAGGACAAGAGUGAACCUCCAGUACUUGAAGAGGACAAGAGUGAACCACCAGUGGUUGAAGAUGAAAGAAUGAAUGAAAAUUGGGGCUUUGCUUCUGAUAAUGGGUGAUAAUGGGUGGCAGAGUGUGUCAAUGAAUAUAAAUAUGGAUGAUAUGGCAAACUUGUCUUUAAAUGAGAACUAGGACUUUGUUUAUGAUGACUGGACUAUGGCUCCCGAAACUGUCAACAACACAAAUGGAGAUAGCCAAAUGGGUGGCCAGCCAGGUGAACCUAAAUUGGGAAUUGAAACACCUAAUUGCAAGAGUGGCUGCUGACUUUCAUUACAACAUCAACUACCUUAAGGCUUGGAGAGCAAAGAGUAAAGCUCUAAAAUUAAU